Messenger RNA from Phytophthora infestans T30-4, 1139 nucleotides. RefSeq lists its product as uncharacterized. Gene Ontology annotation, cellular component: nucleolus; TRAMP complex. The coding region runs from base 1 to 813 and encodes 270 amino acids. Gene Ontology annotation, biological process: RNA 3'-end processing. The record is from RefSeq and is a predicted model, not a curated record. Gene Ontology annotation, molecular function: mRNA binding; poly(A) RNA polymerase activity. Lineage: Eukaryota; Oomycota; Peronosporomycetes; Peronosporales; Peronosporaceae. The transcript is spliced from 6 exons.
AUGGAAUCGCAUCAACAACAAGCCAUUGAUUCCUUGCAGGAGCUGGUGCGCUCGUUGUGGCCUGAUGCGCUGAUUGACAUUUACGGGUCAAGCUACACACGGCUCGCAUUGCCCGUAAGUGACAUUGACUGUGUUGAGCGGCAGCCGUGGACGAAGGAACUCGAGCUACUUGGAAGCGCGAAAAUCCCCGUUCUCAAGAUGACGUACUCUCUCGACCCGACAGAACCAGACGUGCUACUCGACCUGACAUGCGGCCAUUCUGUUGGCCACACUGGACUGGGCGCCCGAGACCUUAUUUAUUCGCUGCAAACUGAGAUGCCAGCACUGCGCCCUCUGGUGUUAAUUUUGAAAAGCCAUCUCGUCAACAAGAAUUUGAAUUGCGCUUUUACUGGUGGCAUCUCGUCAUACGUCCUGGUCAUUUUGGUGAUUCGCUUUUUGCAGGUAACUUGUGGCGAUGCAGUUGUGCAACCGAAGUGGUGCUACACUUUUUCGCGUGGUGGACGCGUGACAUGGUACACUGGCAUCGGCAGUCUCGUGAUGCUCUUUUUGGAAACGUACAUCACGUUCGACUACCGGCGGUUCGGCAUUUCCAUUGAAAACGAAGGAGAUUUUUUCCUGCUACCGCCGGACAAAAUAGUCCCGAUGCAGUGUUCAGUAGUCAUCCCGUACGUCGCGGACCCGAUUAAACCUGGGCGAAGCAUUUGCAACUGCUUUCGCAUGCACGAGGUGAUCCAAUCGUGGCUUGCGUUGUACCAAAACCUGGCAGCUGGAGUCCCAGUGGUGACGUGUAUUGGAGGAUCCGUGAGCCGUUGAGUCCAUUUUCAAAACAUGAUAUGUCAACAAGCCCGCUCCUGCCGAUGGAAGUGAAGGACGCACCGGUCCAGGAGUGCUUUUUUGUCCUAGUUCCGGUGUCUACAUCUUCGUGCAGCAAGGCCGUCUCCUCCAAGACCACCGCUACCACACUUCAGUUUUGCUGUGCUUCUUUCCUGAAAGAAAUCUCCAAAGCGUAUUGGCAUCGAGGUGGUGUCGACAGUGUAGUAGUGAAGCAGUGGACUCUAAAUCCACGCUUUUUGAAGACGCGUCUGCAUGGCGAGAAUGCUCAACAGUAACUCAUAAAUACAAGACGACAGGCGCAAAAA